AUGGAGCAAAUCUUCAUGAUCGAAGUGUUCGUCAAAAGAAUCGUCUUAAAGAUUGAACCACCUGAAAAAGAUGAGUACGAACUGCAGCAGGAAGAGGAGGAAAGGCGGCGAGAAGCUGAACGGCUUGCAGCCCUAGAAGCUCUCCUAAAAGGAAAAAAAGGCAAAAAGGGAAAAAAAGGAAAAGCUAAAAAGGCGAAGGGGAAGAAGGGUAAGAAAGGCAAGAAAGGAAAGGAACCACCUGGACCGUCUGAAGAAGAACUGAAGUAUAUGCAAACAUGCACUAUGCAGAUGAACUGCCUACCCCUCUUUGAUUUUUAUGUUGCACAUGACAACUUCGUUGCGCCACCGCCACCUGCUCCUCCUCCAAAAAAAGGCAAAAAAGGGAAGAAAAAAGCGAAACCAAAGAAAAAGAAAGGGAAAAAAGGAAAAGGUAAAAUAAUGCCAAUAAAGCUUCAGUUACCUUCCGAACCGUUACCACAACCACCUUACUUCGGGGUUGGUAAUUCAGUCAUGUUUUUAUCGAGACCUUCAAAAUUAGAAGAAAUAUUAAGGAAGACCCCGAUCUACGUGACUGUGUGGAACAGAGAUCAAGAGAUGGGUUGCAUAGGGUUCUCCAUUGUGGAAUGGCAUGAAUCAUUUUUCGAAUGCCUUAAAAAAUCCGAAGAUUUGAACCCAGUGAACUAUGAUCAAGCAGAAUAUCGAGAUACUAGUAAACCAGAGAUGGUCACCAAUACUGUAGAAAUGAUUCGACCGCUGCAGUGUGAGGAAGAUUUAAAGGCGUCGGGGGAAAUUGAAUUUUACUUACGACUAACAUGUUUAGGUAAUAGCGUGAUCAGUUCAUUCAUAGCGCUGCCUGAGAUGGAACGCAUACCUGGACGAAAAUACCUUUGUGAUGACUUGAAACUUAAGGAUGUUGAAGUAGUUAGACACUGGGAAGGUACUAUGAUAGAAGAGGUGCCACCUGUAGCUUAUUUCUUUAGCGCUCCUGACAUCACAAGGGAACCUAUAAAACCAGUAGAGGAGAUAGUACGGUAUGAAGAAUUCGUUGCUCCAUUUACUCGAAGUGAGCUGGCGAUUCUAUCUAUGGGCUUUCCUAAAGGACCUUGCGGUGGUACCAACUGUCCGAAGAGAAUGGAGUAUAGAGGCAGUCAGCAUCAAUUUAUUCCAGGAGAGAUGGUUAAAGGGAAAUACCAGCACGGUCAGUUUGUGAAUAAGCGAGAUGUUCAUGGUCCUUGUGGACGACUCGACUGUCCUCUAGCUAAGAAAGUUCGUGCAUAUAUUUGUACUGACGGCAGUUAUAAACCUUGCAAGAAACCAUGUUGCAAAGACUACUAUUAA
Molecule: messenger RNA, 1338 nt
Organism: Spodoptera littoralis (African cotton leafworm)
Lineage: Eukaryota; Metazoa; Arthropoda; Insecta; Lepidoptera; Noctuidae
Source: the annotation of a GenBank genome assembly